Messenger RNA from Mesoplodon densirostris (Blainville's beaked whale), 4406 nucleotides. RefSeq names its product interferon induced protein with tetratricopeptide repeats 5 (gene IFIT5). NCBI's taxonomy places the organism in Eukaryota, Metazoa, Chordata, Mammalia, Artiodactyla, Ziphiidae. Gene Ontology annotation, molecular function: RNA binding; protein binding. Gene Ontology annotation, biological process: defense response to virus. The record is from RefSeq and is a predicted model, not a curated record. The transcript has 2 exons. Bases 120 to 1568 code for a protein of 482 amino acids. Gene Ontology annotation, cellular component: cytosol.
AUCCCGCUCGCGCGCGCGCGCACACGCAGGCGGCCGCUCAGUCCGCGCAGCAGCCGAUCGCUGAGGAGAGAAGCGGAGAGGACCGGCGCCUCCCAAGACGGCCGCAGAGCCCAGCCACCAUGAGUGAAAUUCCUAAGGACUCAUUGAAGGCCAUUCUGUUGGAGUUAGAAUGUCACUUCACAUGGAAUUUACUUAAGGAAGACAUUGAUCUGUUUGAUGUAGAAGAUACAAUUGGGCAACAGCUUGAAUUUCUUACCACAAAAUCCAGACUCACUCUUUAUAACCUGUUGGCCUAUGUGAAACACCUAAAGGGCCAAAAUAAAGAUGCUCUAGAGUGCUUGAAACAAGCAGAAGAAAUAAUACAGCGAGAACACUCGGACAAAGAAGAAGUACGAAGUCUGGUCACUUGGGGAAACUAUGCCUGGGUUUAUUAUCACAUGGACCAGCUUAAAGAAGCUCAGAAGUAUAUAGACAAGGUAGGGAACGUCUGCAAGAAAUUGUCCAGUCCUUCUAACUACAAGUUGGAGCGUCCAGAGAUUGACUGUGAGAAAGGGUGGGCACUCUUGAAAUUUGGAGGAAAGUAUCACCAAAAGGCUAAAGCAGCUUUUGAGAAGGCUCUGGAAGCAGAACCCGACAAUCCAGAAUUUAACAUUGGCUAUGCCAUCACAGUAUAUCGGCUGGAUGAUUCUGACAGAGAAGGGUCUAUAAAGAGCUUUUCUCUGGGCCCCCUGCGGAAAGCUGUUACCCUGAACCCAGAUAAUUCAUACAUUAAGGUUUUUCUGGCGCUGAAGCUUCAAGAUGUACAUGCAGAAGCUGAAGGGGAAAAGUAUAUUGAAGAAAUCCUGGACCAAAUAUCAUCCCAACCUUACGUUCUUCGUUAUGCAGCCAAAUUCUAUAGGAGAAAAAAUUCCUGGGACAAAGCUCUUGAACUUUUGAAAAAGGCCUUAGAGGCGACACCAACCUCUUCUUUCCUGCAUCACCAAAUGGGACUUUGCUAUAGGGCACAAAUGAUCCAAAUCAAGAAGGCCACUCGCAACAGACCUAAAGGAAAGGAUAAACUGAAAGUUGAUGAGCUGAUUACAUCAGCUAUAUUUCAUUUCAGAGAAGCUGUGGAGCGAGAUUCUAUGUUUGCAUUUGCCUACACGGACCUGGCCAACAUGUAUGCUGAGGGAAGCCAGUAUAGCAAUGCUGAAGACAUUUUUCAGAAAGCUCUUCGUCUGGAGAACAUAACUGAUGAUCACAAACAUCAGAUACACUACCACUAUGGCCGCUUUCAGGAAUUUCACUGUAAAUCAGAAAAUACUGCCAUCCACCAUUAUUUAGAAGCCUUAAAGGUCAAAGACAGGUCAUCUCUGCGUACUAAACUGACAAGUGCUAUAAAGAAAUUGGCUGCCAAGAGACUUGGUCACAAUGCUUCAGAUGUGCAGAGUUUAAGUGCUCUAGGGUUUGUUUACAAGCUGGAGGGAGAAAAGAGGCAAGCUGCUGAGUACUAUGAAAGGGCCCAAAAGAUAGAUCCAGAAAAUGCAGAAUUUCUUACUGCUCUCUGUGAGCUUCGACUUUCCAUUUAAAUACAUACUCCAGGAAAUUAGUUCUAAGCUUUUUUUCUCCAUUUUGGUUUCUUAUAUUUUUGUUUAUUGUUUUAAUCCAUUUUUCAUUAUAGAGCUAAGUUUUACUGUUAUUUUGUACCUGGCAUCAUGCUAAAUACUUUAUAUACUUAGUUAUGAUGAAUCCUUUUUUUUAAAUUAAAAUACAGUAAUCCAUUGAGAAACAGCAAAAUUCCGGCUGUUGUAACUUUAUAAAGUAUGGUCAUUAUGACUUUAUGUCCUUUAUCUCUGCUAUUUAUAAUAAUUUCUGAUUAGAUUUUGUGAAGUUUUCCAUAUUACUUCCUUAUGCUGCGAGUAUAAUCCUACACAAACCUUUGACACCUAAGUCAGGAACAAUCUUUUAGGAGUGCAAAAUUAUAUUAGUUAAGCACUUAACUAUGUAGCUUGCAAAAGAUGGAAACUUCUAGUUACAGAUGUUCUAACUUUGAGGAUAUUUAACCAUCAACAUGAUAGUUACCUAAAGAAUCCUCUUUGUUGGAAGAAAAAAGUUUAUAAUAGAAGUUUGUCAUCCCUGAUGACUUCAAUCAAAGGAGAAAACACUAGAACAUGAGAAAAAAAGAUUUCCCCAUAUACAGAACUUCAGGGACCCAUGAGAAAUCCAAAGUAUUACCUCCCAAAAUAUUCAUUAAGUAGCUAGAAAUAGUGAUGAGGAAAAAAAUGAAUAAUGGAAAGUCGUUAGUUUCAAAUUUUUCUAGUUCUUUUAACUAGAAGAAUAAACCUAAAGUUAAUCUAGAUGGAAUUAAUUUUAUUCCUUCCAAUUAAAAUUGCAGUAUUUUUAGGUUAAAAUCAUUGAGAUAAAAAGCGGACCAAUUGGGCCUCCCUGGUGGUGCAGUGGUUAAGAGUCCGCCUGCCGAUGCAGGGGAUACGGGUUCGUGCCCCGGUCUGGGAGGAUCCCAUAUGCCGCGGAGCGGCUGGGCCCGUGAGCCAUGGCCGCUGGGCCUGCGCGUCCGGAGCCUGUGCUCCGCAACGGGAGAGGCCACAACAGUGAGAGGCCCGCAUACCGCAAAAAAAAAAAAAAAAAAAAAAAAAAAGCGGACCAAUUGAGAAAUUGGGAGAAAUGAUAAACAAAUGGGUAAAGUAGAUGCCCCUAACCUACAUCCCUAGAUUACCAAGAUUUCAGUGAUUUAGUUUUGGGUUUGGACUGGUUGGAAUUCUCAUCCACACAAUUUCUGGCCUUUGGUUAACUGUUUUAGUAUUCCAAAGUUACUUCUAUGAAGCUUUUCCUUUUGUCUGAAGUUUUCAGAUUGACAUGUUUUCCUGUAGAUCCUCUAGGAAUAGUUAAGCCCUAUUUUCAGUUUUAAUAUCCACUUUGAAGGGUCACUGCUUAUGGGCUUUUAUCCCAGAGGACUUUUUAAAUCGGAAUGUUGCUAAAAGUGGCUUCUUUAAUGUUGUUUCCUUGAUUAUAGACUACACAAUUAUAUUUACCACCACAGUGUUAGUGGAAAAAUAUGCCAUAUGAUUUAAUCCUCCGUACCUUCAAUGUAGCUCUUAAAACUACUGUAAUAUAUACUGUAUAUAUUCUCCAUACCUCCUAAAACUACUGUGUGUUUUUUACUUUUUGUUACUAUUUUUAUUUUUUAAAUUUCUAUUAUAGUUUUGAUUAUUAUAGAAGUAAUGAAUUCUCAUUGUAAAAUUUCAAACAAUACAGAAGUAUAUGAAUUUAAAAGAGCACUUCCUUCACCCUACCCCAAUUCCACAUGCCCAAGGUAAACUGUUAAUAAUUUGAUAGGUAUCCCUCCAGAUAUUUGUUUCUCAGCAUAUUCAAGCAUACAUAAAUACUGCAGUGUAUCUCAUGAAUUAAAUUUUUUAAAUGUUUUACUUAUCUCCCUGCUGGUUUUAUUUAUUUCGCUGAUUUCACUUGUUUAUUCAAGAAUUAAGAACAGGCAAGGGAAUGAUCUUUAAGUAUUUCAGUAAUUCAGGACCGAAGUCCUAACCUAUCAGUAGAAGCAUUUGUCCUGUUUUGCAGCAAAUAGCUUAUUUUGCGGCAAGUCAUUUUUUCCCAUUGGGAAUAAUGUUACGAUUAAGGUUAUGUUCCCAAGUAGAGACUUCAUACAUAAUAAAAUUACAGUUGUGAUAUCAAAACAAAGAUACAACUAUACAAGCCUCUCUAUUUAAACAGACUUUAAGGUCUAUUAAGUGAUUUUAAGAUCCACUAGAUAUUAAAAUAUUGAAAUAUAUAAGAAGCAUAACAUACUAAGAAAGUAUAAAAUCAGCAUAUGAAUAAUACAACUGUAUAAGUUGAACUAAAUAUUUAUAAUAACUUUAAAUUUUGUCAGUAUUGUGCUUGCCUUCCUAAACUUUAUAACUAUUUAGAGAUACUUUCAUAGACUCUUCAGUUUAAAAAAGACCUCAAAAUUCACCUUUAUUAAUUAACCAUCAAAAUUUGAAGGUUGAAUUAUCUUCCUAAACGAUAAUUUUGUCUUCAGAUAGUCCUUAUUCUUAGAAAUUUGGGACUUCCCUAGUGGUGCAGUGGUUAAGAAUCCACCUGCCAAUGCAGGGGACACGGGUUAGAUCCCUGCUCCAGGAAGAUCCCACAUGCCGCGGAGCAACUAAGCCCGUGCACCACGACUACUGAGCCUGUACUCCAGAGCCUGCGAGCCACAACUACUGAAGCCCGCACGCCUAGAGCCUGUGCUCUGCAACAAGAGAAGCCACUGCAAUGAGAAGCCCGCGUACCACAGUGAAGAGUAGCCCCCGCUCGCCACAACCAGAGAAAGCCCACGUGCAGCGACGAAGACCCAAUGCAGCCAAAAAUAAAUUUAUUAAAAAAAUAAAAUUUGUUUCUGCCAUUUAACUGAAGAC